Messenger RNA from Fundulus heteroclitus (mummichog), 1381 nucleotides. Lineage: Eukaryota; Metazoa; Chordata; Actinopteri; Cyprinodontiformes; Fundulidae. The record is from the annotation of a RefSeq genome assembly.
AUGCUAAAAAUCCUAAUUCCCUCAAUAUUUAUGCUUUUAACAACAUGGACCUCCCCUUUUAAGCAACUUUGAUCUACAAUCCUAAUAUAUAGUUUUUUAGUAGCAACCCUUAGCUUAACUUGACUUGCCAUGCCAACAGACACCGGAUGAUUCUAUAUUAAUAAUUACAUAGCCUAUGAUCCCCUUUCUUCCCCUCUACUCGUACUAACCUGCUGAUUACUUCCCCUGAUAAUUAUUGCUAGCCAAAAUCACUUGGCAGUAGAACCUGAAAAUCGUCAACGAACAUAUAUUUCCUUAUUAAUUUCCCUGCAAAUCUUUUUAAUUCUAGCAUUUAGCGCUACAGAAAUAAUUAUAUUUUAUGUUAUAUUUGAAGCCACACUGAUUCCCACUUUAAUCAUUAUUACUCGCUGAGGUAAUCAAAUGGAGCGAUUAAACGCAGGAACCUAUUUUUUAUUUUAUACAUUGGCAGGGUCCCUUCCUUUACUUGUUGCCCUUUUAAUUUACCAUAGUUCUAUGGGCUCAUUAUCAUAUCUUUCUCUCACUAGUUUACCACUAACAUGUUCUAAUUUAUAUGCAGAUAAGCUAUGAUGAAUAGCCUGCCUUUUAGCUUUUCUUGUUAAAAUACCAUUAUAUGGAGUUCACUUAUGACUACCAAAAGCCCACGUAGAAGCCCCUAUUGCGGGUUCAAUGGUCCUUGCCGCAGUUUUAUUAAAGCUGGGGGGUUAUGGAAUAAUGCGAAUCAUAAUUAUUCUAGACCCUUUAACUAAAGAACUAAGUUAUCCGUUUAUUAUCUUGGCCCUUUGAGGUGUAAUUAUAACUGGCUCAAUCUGUUUACGACAAACUGAUCUAAAAUCACUAAUCGCUUACUCAUCAGUAAGCCACAUAGGUUUGGUUGCAGCUGGUAUUUUAAUUCAGACCCCCUGAGGUUUUACGGGAGCCUUAAUUUUAAUAAUUGCCCACGGCUUAACUUCGUCAGCCUUAUUCUGCCUAGCUAAUACUAAUUAUGAACGAACUCACAGUCGAACUAUUAUUCUUGCCCGAGGUUUACAGAUAGUUCUUCCAUUAAUAGCUACUUGAUGAUUCCUUGCUAGCCUAGCAAAUUUAGCACUGCCUCCUCUCCCUAAUCUUAUAGGUGAAAUUAUAAUUAUUACUUCUUUAUUUAAUUGAUCUUUCUACACGCUUAUUUUAACUGGCCUUGGUACUCUAAUUACUGCAAGUUAUUCCCUUUAUAUAUUUCUUCUUACCCAACGAGGCCCAAUCCCCCAUCAUUUGAUCUUAUUAGAACCCUCUCACACCCGGGAACACCUUCUUCUUGCCCUGCAUCUCCUCCCAUUACUAUUGCUUAUUGCCAAACCAGAGUUGGUUUGAGGAUGAACAGCCU